AGUGCGGUUGCGGGCAGAGGCUGCUCGCCGGGUCCUGGGGCUGCGGCUCCAGGGCCGGCCCCUCGUGCGCCCCGCCACACGCUGCGCACCCGGGCGCACCGCAGCCGAUGUCGUCUCGCAGGUAGUGCUCGCGCACGAUCUUCAUCACGCCGCCCGCCCGGGUCUUUUUUAAGAACGUCUUGGACUUGAGCAUCUUGCCUCGCUGCGCAGAAUCCUAACCCCAGCAGUGCUCUUCCAGCAAAAGGCGUCACUCUAGAACGAUUAUGCCUCACCCCGGCGGUUCUUCCCUUUCCAUUCCCGGAUAUUAGCAACACUUCUCGCGGGAAAAUGCCGAGACAAACAUUGGUUGGCGCUCUGACGGCCGCGGGGAUUGGGCGAGAGUGAGGAGGGGCGGCAAAGCAAGGAGAGGAGCCAUUUCCGCCCGUGGCCUAGGCGGGGCUGGACGCCACCUCCCAGCGUGUGUUGCUUUCCGCUCCUCGGAACAUCCGGGAGAGUUGACUUCCGGCGGCUUGUGGGAGUGCUGCCUCUGUCCUCCUUGCGGGUGCGGAGAUGGUUGUCUUGGUUACGGGUCCUAACGGUCCCCUGCCUUGAAAUCCCUUGUUGAGGGCCUGCAACCUUGUGCUUCCGACUGGAGACGCCUUUGGUCCCUCGGUGUCUGCACUGGCGGCUGGUCCAGCCUUCAGUGUGGAGUAAUUGACGCUUUCGAGAAUAUUAAAAUCGAAUUAGAGAAGAAAACUGAUCCAUAAUAAUAAAAAUGUCUCGAAAAAUUUCAAAGGAGUCAAAAAAAGUGAACAUCUCUAGUUCUCUGGAAUCUGAAGAUAUUAGUUUAGAAACAACAGUUCCUACGGAUGAUAUUUCCUCAUCAGAAGAGCGAGAGGGUAAAGUCAAAAUCACCAGGCAGUUAAUUGAACGAAAAGAACUACUUCAUAAUAUUCAGUUACUAAAAAUUGAGCUAUCCCAGAAAACUAUGAUGAUCGACAAUUUGAAAGUGGAUUAUCUUACAAAGAUUGAAGAAUUGGAGGAGAAACUUAAUGAUGCACUUCACCAGAAGCAGCUACUAACAUUGAGAUUAGACAACCAAUUGGCUUUUCAACAGAAAGAUGCCAGCAAAUAUCAAGAAUUAAUGAAACAAGAAAUGGAAACCAUUUUGUUGAGACAGAAACAACUAGAAGAGACAAAUCUUCAGCUAAGAGAAAAAGCUGGAGAUGUUCGUCGAAACCUGCGUGACUUUGAGUUGACAGAAGAGCAAUAUAUUAAAUUAAAAGCUUUUCCUGAAGAUCAGCUUUCUAUUCCUGAAUAUGUAUCUGUUCGCUUCUAUGAGCUAGUGAAUCCAUUAAGAAAGGAAAUCUGUGAACUACAAGUGAAAAAGAAUAUCCUAGCAGAAGAAUUAAGUACAAACAAAAACCAACUGAAGCAGCUGACAGAGACAUAUGAGGAAGAUCGAAAAAACUACUCUGAAGUUCAAAUUAGAUGUCAACGUUUGGCCUUAGAAUUAGCAGACACAAAACAGUUAAUUCAGCAAGGUGACUACCGUCAAGAGAACUAUGAUAAAGUCAAGAGUGAACGUGAUGCACUUGAACAGGAAGUAAUGGAGCUUAGGAGAAAACAUGAAAUACUUGAAGCCUCUCACAUAAUUCAAACAAAAGAACGAAGUGAAUUAUCAAAAGAGGUAGUCACCUUAGAGCAAACUGUUACUUUACUGCAAAAGGAUAAAGAAUAUCUUAAUCGCCAAAACAUGGAGCUUAGUGUUCGCUGUGCUCAUGAAGAGGAUCGCCUUGAAAGACUUCAAGCUCAACUGGAAGAAAGCAAAAAGGCUAGAGAAGAGAUGUAUGAAAAAUAUGUAGCAUCCAGAGACCAUUAUAAAACAGAAUAUGAAAAUAAACUACAUGAUGAACUAGAACAAAUCAGAUUGAAAACCAACCAAGAAAUUGAUCAACUUCGAAAUGCCUCUAGGGAAAUGUAUGAACGAGAAAACAGAAAUCUCCGAGAAGCAAGGGAUAAUGCUGUGGCUGAAAAGGAACGAGCAGUGAUGGCUGAAAAGGAUGCUUUAGAAAAAUACGAUCAGCUCUUAGACAGGUACAGAGAACUACAACUUAGUACAGAAAGCAAAGUAACAGAAUUUCUCCAUCAAAGUAAAUUAAAAUCUUUUGAAAGUGAGCGUGUUCAACUUCUACAAGAGGAAACAGCAAGAAAUCUCACACAGUGUCAAUUGGAAUGUGAAAAAUAUCAGAAAAAAUUGGAGGUUUUAACCAAAGAAUUUUAUAGUCUCCAAGCAUCUUCUGAAAAACGCAUUACUGAACUUCAAGCACAGAACUCAGAGCAUCAAGCAAGGCUAGACAUUUAUGAGAAACUGGAAAAAGAGCUUGAUGAAAUAAUAAUGCAAACUGCAGAAAUUGAAAAUGAAGAUGAGGCUGAAAGGGUUCUUUUUUCCUACGGCUAUGGUGCUAAUGUUCCCACAACAGCCAAAAGACGACUAAAGCAAAGUGUUCACUUGGCAAGAAGAGUGCUUCAAUUAGAAAAACAAAACUCGCUGAUUUUAAAAGAUCUGGAACAUCGAAAGGACCAAGUAACACAGCUUUCACAAGAGCUUGACAGAGCCAAUUCGCUAUUAAACCAGACUCAACAGCCUUACAGGUAUCUCAUUGAAUCAGUGCGUCAGAGAGAUUCUAAGAUUGAUUCACUGACGGAAUCUAUUGCACAACUUGAGAAAGAUGUCAGCAACUUAAAUAAAGAAAAGUCAGCUUUACUACAGACGAAGAAUCAAAUGGCAUUAGAUUUAGAACAACUUCUAAAUCAUCGUGAGGAAUUGGCAGCAAUGAAACAGAUUCUCGUUAAGAUGCAUAGUAAACAUUCUGAGAACAGCUUACUUCUCACUAAAACAGAACCAAAAAAUGUGACAGAAAAUCAGAAAUCAAAGACUUUGAAUGUGCCUAAAGAGCAUGAAGACAAUAUAUUUACACCUAAACCAACACUCUUUACUAAAAAAGAAGCACCUGAGUGGUCUAAGAAACAAAAGAUGAAGACCUAGUGUUUUGGAUGGGAAGCACCUGUAGACCAUUAUAUACUCCUGAAGUUCUUUUUCUGAUGGAAAACAAAAUUCAGCUUAAUCGUGUACUCAGCAUUUUUUAAAUAACAAUGUUUAUUUGAACUAAUAUUAAAUUAACAAAUUCAGUGUAAUCAAAAUGUGUAAAGAACAAACAAUAUACUUUAUUUUUUUCUAUUUUAUAAAAUAAAUAUAUGCUAUGGUUUAAAUUUUGGAGCUUUCAUAAAUGUUCAAUGCAUUUUAAGUGUGUGGCUUAUAAAUAUUUUGGUGAGUAUUUUUCUGUACUACAUAAAUUCUGAGUAUUAAGACACUUUGCAUUUUUAAAAAUUAAGAAUCAUUUGUGAAGUCCACUACAAGGUACUUCAAAAGCCCAGUAAUGGUGGUCAGAUAUCGCGUAGAUGGAUACAGAUUGUUGACUCUUUUUUGAAGUUGUUUUUUUCUUAUAUUUUAUAUUACCAUUAACCAAUAAAAUCUGGCAGAAAGUCUGCUAUUCCAUUGGUAAAGUGAAAA
Molecule: messenger RNA, 3553 nt
Organism: Gorilla gorilla gorilla (western lowland gorilla)
Lineage: Eukaryota; Metazoa; Chordata; Mammalia; Primates; Hominidae
Gene: PIBF1
Product: progesterone immunomodulatory binding factor 1
Exons: 18
Coding region: 755-3028 (757 amino acids)
Biological process (GO): cilium assembly
Cellular component (GO): microtubule organizing center
Source: RefSeq, a predicted model, not a curated record